GUCGUCUCCCGCCCUUUUGUUUUUAUUUCUGCCGUCCAGAGCAGCCCUUCCGCUGCUUCUCUGCCGCCUUCUCCCUUUUUUUCGCAGUCGCGCUGAGUCGCAAUCGUCGAGUGAGACACGUGUCUGCUUGCCUUGGCCCUGUUCUCUGUCCCCCCGUUCGGUGUUUGUGGACGACGGAGCGUUAGUGUCAUUCGCGCCGCCCGCGACUGCGACGCUCCACCCACGGCGCUCCCUUGGCCGACUGGCAGGACGCUGCUGGUGCGCAACGAUAGCAACGGCGAGAACUUCCGUUGCACACGCUCCCUCUCCUGCCGCUCAACCUCGAAGAUUCGUUCUCGAGCACGCCGCACUCGUCUGCUCGUAGAACGCACCUGCGUACCCGCGUAACGGCGCCGUCGUCCAGUCUCAUCAACAUCCCCAACGCAAAAGCCGCCCCACGAGCCGUAUAGUCAUCCACAGGCUCGGCUUGAUCUCCCUUCGUCGCCUUGUCCCAACACAUGUUGCACUAAACAGUCUUUUCACGCCCGCUUUCCGCAACACAUCGCCAUGCCAAGACCUGGCAAGCGGCGUCUCGAGGACUUCGAUCCCAACCAGAGCGACCCCAACGACUCCGACUUCAACGACGAGCCUUCCUCGCCGCAACAUUCGCGUCGUCGCUCGCACAAGAAGAAGUCCUCGUCUCACGCUCAUCGCACGCCGCAGAAGAAACGCAGCCGUCGGAACUACGGCAGCGACAGCGACAUCGUCGACGACGAUGACGACAUCUCCGAGGAGGAGUUCACUGCCUCAUCCGAGGACGAGGAGGUCGAAGUGAAUCCGGUCACGGGCCGUGCCAUCCGUAGAGCCGCGAAAAAGAAGGUUGACUACGAGGAAAGCGAGGAUGACGACGAGAAGGAUUUUAUCGAGGACACAGCCGAGUCAGACGACGGCCAACAGGAGCAGCGUGACGAGCUCACUGUAUCGCCAAAGAAAAGCCGAAAUCUGGAAACGGCCCGAAGCAAGUUGCACAGCGCGCUGCUAAAACCAUCGCGUCUCGUGAAGCUGCCCUUCACGAGGUGGGACGCCCUCUCCUUAUCCAACCGACCCACUCCUGCGCCGGAGAUAAAGGAAGAGCAAAAAGUCCAGCGAGCACGUAGCACACGCAGCCGCACUGCCAGCCACCCGCCUGUGACUGGCACACGCAGGAGCAGUCGUCUUUCGAAGGAGCCUGAGCCGCUGCAGGCAUUGUCCAGCUCUGGCCGCCACGCCAUCCCCGCGUCGCGUACCCACAGCCCGGAUUACGGCGAUGACUCUGUGAUUGAUUUGCGUCGCACCAGGGGCAGCAAAGGACCCCAGCAACACACGUCAAGCAAGCAACCCGCAAGGAAGAUGCCCAGCACGGUCAUGGAGGCAUCACAUGAGGGUACUCAGGAUUUCGAAAUGGUAGAAAACCAGGAUGGAGAUGCACCUGUUGAAGCGGAGGAGCAGGCUCCGCAGGAUGUCGUGGACAGCGUGGAAACUCAUACUGAGGAAAUUGUCGGCGAGGUUGAAGGACAGCAGGACCCCGUGACAGAGGAAGCUGCGCAGGAAGGAGAGGAGGAGGAAGGACCCGAGGAGCAGGCCAAGGAUGAGGAUAGUGAUGAGAGUGACGGCCCCGUGGGUCCAAGAAGGACGCUUAGGUCACGGGCUAAACCUGCAAAUCGAUCUCCGGCGAAGCGCAAGCGAGCCGAGGAUGAGAGCAGUGAAUUCGCCCCAGACGACGAGGCUCCCGCGGACGACGAAGACAUGUCCGAAGGCGACGACGGCCGUCGCCAAUCCAAGCGCUUACGUGCUGGCUCCAACUCUCAGUCGCAGAAUGGAGGCCGUAAAGCGCGAAACACGAACCGUAGCCGGCAGCAGUCUUCUGACGGUGAGGACAGUGAUGACAUUGACCCAGACGAGCUUGCCGAAGAAGCGCACGACCUCAAGCGACCUACGCGGGAGUCUCGGCGCACCAGGCAAGCGCAGUCGUACGCCACGGAGGGGAUCAAUUACGAGAGCGAGGGUCGCCGGCGCAGAACGACCAAGAAUGUGGACUAUAGCAUUCGCCCUCUCGAGGAGCUGUACCAAGAGGAUCAACUGGCGCUCGCUCAGUCAGACGGUGAACCGUCGCAGGGUGGCAAGAAAAGGAAGAAGCGAAAGCCUAGGGAUGUGCGUCUGCACUCGGUCCGUGGCAUCUUUGGCGGCUUCACUCACGGGCCUGCGCUGCUCACCAGCGAGCUCGACGACAUUGCAAUCAUGGGUGCAGAGCCAGAGUCCAGCGAUGAUGAGGACGACGUUCCCACCGUGCUCAAAACGCCCGCAGCACACGACGCCGCCGGUGGACCCGCGGACUUCGGCAAGAUCAACAAGGAGAAGAAAGCUGCCGGCGCAGAUGCAGAUCCUCUCGGCGUCGACGAAACUGUGAAAUUCGACGCAGUCGGCGGCUUGGACGACCACAUCAACGCGCUCAAGGAGAUGGUGCUACACCCGCUCAUGUAUCCUGAAGUAAUUGGCAAGUUUGGGGUGCAGCCCCCGCGCGGCGUGCUCUUCCAUGGUCCUCCCGGCACGGGUAAGACGCUGCUUGCCAGGGCGUUGUCGAACAGUAUCGAAACCGAAGGCAAGAAGGUUACGUUCUUCAUGCGCAAGGGCGCCGAUGCCCUCAGUAAGUGGGUUGGCGAGGCUGAACGGCAGCUCCGACUGCUGUUCGAGGAGGCGCAAAAGUGCCAACCGUCCAUCAUUUUUUUCGACGAGAUCGACGGUCUCGCUCCGACCAGGUCCAGCAAAACGGAGCAGAUCCACGCGUCCAUUGUCGCGACGCUGUUGGCGCUCAUGGACGGCAUGGACAACCGUGGUCAGGUCGUUGUUAUUGGCGCGACCAACAGACCUGACAAUGUCGACCCGGCGCUUCGACGGCCUGGACGCUUCGACAGAGAGUUUUAUUUCCCUUUGCCGGACAAGCGGGCUAGGCGUGCCAUCAUUGACAUCAACACCAAGGGCUGGGACCCUCCUCUUAGCGAUUCUUUCAAGGACCAGCUCGCGGAGCUGACGGUCGGGUACGGCGGUGCAGACCUCAGAGCCCUCUGCACCGAAGCAGCGCUCAACGCCAUCCAAGGCACCUAUCCGCAGAUCUACAAGUCUACGAAGAAAUUGCUCGUUGACCCGUCCAAGAUCAAGGUGUUGGCCAAGGACUUUAUGAUCUCGGUAAACAAAAUUACGCCAUCUUCGGCGCGAAGCCACACGUCCAAAGUGGAGCCCCUGCAGAAAUCCGUGGAGCCCCUGCUGAGGACCCCGCUGGAGAAGAUCUCGGAGAUCAUCGACCGCAUCUUGCCGAGACGGCCGAAGUUGACAGCGUUACAGGAGGCCGAAUACGAUGACCGAGACGAUGAGAAAGGCUUUGAGCGUGAGACGUUGCAAAGAGAGAUUGAUCGUGCGAGGGUAUUCCGCCCCAGGAUGCUCAUCCGUGGCUUGAGAGGUAUGGGCCAGCAUGAGCUCUCUUCAGCCCUGUUGCAUAAGCUGGAAGGGUUGUUCGUGCAACCGUUCGACAUGGCAACGUUGAUGGAGGAUUCCAGCCGGUCUCCAGAGGCGGCUGUUGUACAGCUCUUCAAGGAGGUGCGGCGCCAGAAGCCUAGCAUCAUUUUCCUCCCCGACGUGGACGUCUGGUACCAAACCGUAGGCGACAACGUGCUGAAGAUAUUUACACAGCAGCUUCGGGCUAUACCUCCCAACGACCCCGUGCUGUUGCUCGGCAUGAUGAGCACUGAUACAAUUGACGCCCGGCCUGACCCGUUAAUGAUGAGAGAUCUGUUUGGCUUUUCCAAACGCGCUGACUACGUGCUCGAACGGCCCGGCAGGGACGCACGGUACGAGUACUUCACCAGCCUCAUCUCGCUGGUCAAGAAGCCACCGAGUGAGUUCCCGGAUCCUGCAAACCGCAAAAAGAGGACUUUGCCGGAGUUGCCGGAGAUCAAAGCCAGCCCGGCAGAGAUGAGGGCCCAGGACAGGGCCAAGCGUAAGCAGCAAUACCGCGAGGAGCGCAACGCGCUGAAUCUGCUCAAGAUGAGCAUCGGCGUUGUCUUCGAGCAAGUCAAGAAGAAGUACGGCAUCCUUCGCAACGCGCAGAUACCUUUUCAGCAGUACAAAUACCUCUUCGAAGAGGCAGACGAAGGAAACGUGACAGGCGAGCUCACCGAGGAGCAGCGUCAGACGCUUCAAAAUCGCCCGUUUGUUAUAGACAAGGACCGCCACGGACGAGGCGUUUUGAGAGAGGUGGCCACGGGCAAGUACUAUUACAAUAUGGACAUCGAAGACAUCGAAGAAAGACUUGCCAAUGGGUACUACCGACGCUGGAAAGAUUUUUUGGCAGACAUCCGCACCAUCAUGCACGACGCAAUGACGAUGGAUCCGAUGGCCACUGGCGACCCGGACAAACAGGAUGACCGUCGACGCAAGACGCAGGAGCUCGUCAACAACGUCGAGGUCGACCUUGAGGCUUUCCGCCGCGAGAAGUCGCAGCUGGACCAGCAACUCGCGGUUAUGUACUCGCGCGUCCUGGAAGAGUACAAGGAGAAGAAAAGGAAGGGCAUACCGAUCAACCCUCUGGAGAAGAAGCCCAUUGGCACAACAACGAAUGCUGCGCCGAUUGUGGGUCGUCCUCCCGCCCCUGGCGAAAGACACAUGGGCCCACCACCACCAGUCACACCCGUGCGGUAUCCGCAUCCGCCCUCGCAUGUGCACACGAACGGAGACGUCGGGAGCGGGCAUCUCACUAAUGGAAGUACGGUGCCCUCGAGAGCGGACGCUGAGGGUGACGUGCACAUGGCGGACGUAGACACACGCGCUGUGGCCGGAGCGCAGCCGUAUUCGCAGACGAGCGCGCUCGAGAAGAUGAAGCCGGGCAGCCAAGUCGACGACUACCGCAACUCCGGCAGCACAACGACGGAGGGGCACAGCCAUAGCAAUCGAACGUCUGGGGCAGGUGGUUAUCCCGCUGCGGCCACUGCGCCCUCUGCAUCUCUGCAGUACAGCGCCCACACCCCAUCCGGAUUUCCCCACGGGUACGCGCCUGCACCGUCAACAGCCGGCUAUGCUUUCCAUGGCCUUGCUGGACCACAUGCUCAGUCUCAAGCCCAGGUCUACCCUGGUGCUGGCACGCCGGGUGUCGCUCAGCACAACUAUGGUGGUGCGUCUACAGGAUUUUUGCCUGCGCAGGGAGGCACCGGUGUCCCGGAGGAGCAGCCGCAACAUCACGAGAACAGCAACGGCACGGACUCACGAUACUAUCCAAACUGGGACAGUGCGGGUAGUCUUAUGGGCGGCAGUCAGAUCCCGGACACUCAGCCAGCCACGGAGCACACCAACUCCAUACCUCGCUCUCACGGCACGGCGAGCGGCUCGUCUACACAACCGGCGCCAACCGCAACAAAUAAAGUCCCGAACGACCUAGCGAGCAUCCUGAACAAGCCGGAGACGCCCAGACUUGAGCUUCGCGAGCACGAGAUCGAGAUGCUGCACGACAUGCUCGCGGACAAGACGAGUGGGUUCAGUGUGGAACAGCUGGUCCAAUGCAUGGCGGAGCUGGUCAACGAAGUCGUCAGAUUGAGUGGUGAGUGGGACAAGAGGGUUGUGGUGCAGCGGCUGCGUGAUGUGUUCGAAGAGUGUAGGAGGGACAUUGAGGAAAUGCAGCUCGUCAUGGAUGGCAGCUACGGAAUAUGAGGACUAGAUAGAUCUUUUGUCUAGGGAACGCGCAAGCGAGGGGAACACGGCGGCCCGGGAGGCUGGGGAAAAGCAUAGCGCGGCGUUUGCAAAACCGUUCUUAUGUCUGCUUGAAUCACUUGAACGGUCUCUUACGGUUGAAAUCUUUUUUUUUUUUCUCACUUGGGACAAACACUGGCUCCGCUACGUGGAAAGCGUAUUUUAUUUUUUGUUUGUCAACCCCCCUUUUCACACGUUCUGUAGAAAGCUUGAGUGUAUAUGGCAGGCGCACGUCUUGCACGACGAGAGAAUAUAAGAUGUUUGGGUCCCUGCACGAGACCUUUCUUCGAAAAAUAAAAUAAACCACAUCCCC
Messenger RNA from Verruconis gallopava, 6064 nucleotides. RefSeq lists its product as uncharacterized. Gene Ontology annotation, biological process: positive regulation of transcription by RNA polymerase II. Gene Ontology annotation, molecular function: chromatin binding; ATP hydrolysis activity; ATP binding. Bases 547 to 5712 code for a protein of 1721 amino acids. Lineage: Eukaryota; Fungi; Ascomycota; Dothideomycetes; Venturiales; Sympoventuriaceae. The transcript is spliced from 2 exons. Gene Ontology annotation, cellular component: nucleus. The record is from RefSeq and is a predicted model, not a curated record.